AUGGGAAUAAUCAGCACAAUAUUGGGUGUGUUUGGUUUCGGGUUCGGAACAACCAUUGGAAUCGUCAUUGGUUACUACUUGUUCAUCUAUUUUCAGUCUACUGAUGUUCAGGACCCCGAGAUCAAGCCACUGGUGGAGUUAGAUUCAGAGACUAUAGCAAAAAUGUUCCCUGAAAUACCUUUGUGGGUGAAAAAUCCUGAUUUUGAUCGUAUUGACUGGCUUAACAAGCUCGUUGGCCAUAUGUGGCCUUUUUUGGACAAGGCGAUUUGUAAGAUGGCAAAGUCAAUAGCAAAACCCAUUAUCGCUGAGCAAAUUCCAAACUACAAAAUCGAUUCAGUUGAAUUUGAAAUGCUCACUUUGGGUUCAUUACCACCAACUUUCCAAGGAAUGAAGUUUUAUGCAACUGAUGACAAAGAACUGAUCAUGGAGUUAUCAGUGAAAUGGGCAGGGAAUCCUAAUAUCAUUGUUGUAGCCAAAGCAUUUGGCUUAAAAGCUACUAUUCAAGUAGUUGAUUUGCUAGUUUAUGCUACUCCAAGGAUCACUCUGAAGCCAUUAGUCCCAUCAUUCCCCUGUUUUGCCAACAUAUUUGUCUCUCUUAUGGAUAAGCCACAAGUUGAUUUUGGACUGAAGUUACUAGGUGCAGAUGUAAUGGCCAUUCCUGGCUUAUACCGGUUUGUCCAAGUAAUGACGUUUUGGAAGCUGUUUCUUUAUCUUUUUCCAAUCUAAACAAACAGUCUUGUUCAGACCUAAAACUAUGUUCCUUGGAUUCACGUCUUAUUCUAGGAACUCAUUAGAGAUCAGGUUGCAAACAUGUAUCUAUGGCCAAAGACUUUGAAUGUACAGAUAAUGUAUCCUUCUAAAGCUAUGAAGAAACCUGUUGGAUUGCUUAGUGUGAAGGUCAUAAAGGCAAUAAAGCUUAAGAAGAAAGAUCUUCUGGGCGGAUCAGAUCCUUAUGUGAAAUUAACACUCGCUGGAGACAAGGUUCCUGGUAAAAAGACAGUUGUUAAACACAGUAAUCUGAAUCCUGAGUGGAACGAAGAAUUCGAUUUAGUUGUCAAAGAACCAGAGAGCCAAGAACUACUGCUCAUUGUUUAUGACUGGGAACAGGUUGGUAAACAUGAUAAGAUAGGAAUGAACGUGAUACCACUCAAAGACCUUACUCCUGAGGAGCCAAAACUCAUGACCCUUGAGCUAUUAAAAUCAAUGGAACCAAACGAGCCACCUAGCGAGAAAUCGCGUGGACAGCUUGUUGUGGAGGUCGAAUAUAAACCCUUUAAGGAUGAUGAGAUUCCAGACAACUUUGAUGAUCCAAAUGCAGUAGAGAAAGCACCAGAAGGCACACCUUCUGGUGGUGGCUUGCUUGUGGUCAUAGUUCACGAAGCUGAGGAUCUAGAAGGCAAAUAUCACACAAACCCUUCUGUGCGUUUGCUAUUCAGAGGAGAAGAGCGUAAAACAAAGCGUGUGAAGAAAAACAGAGAACCAAGGUGGGAUGAAGAUUUCCAAUUCCCAUUAGAUGAGCCUCCCAUAAACGAUAAGCUUCACGUUGAAGUCAUCAGUUCUUCUUCAAGAAUGGGUUUAAUUCAUCCCAAGGAAACUCUCGGUUACGUGGUGAUAAAUCUUGGUGAUGUUGUGAGUAAUCGGAGAAUCAACGAUAAGUAUCAUUUGAUAGAUUCCAAAAAUGGUCGGAUUCAGAUUGAGCUUCAGUGGAGAACUUCUUCUUGACUUCAAAUGUUUCGUUUCUUAGGGUUCACGAGACAAUACUCUUUUUGUUUGCCUUCCUUCCUUUGUACGUAAAAAUUUAUAUAGUAGCAUAAAAUAUGCCAUAAAAACAUAAUGGGCCUCGCGCGUAAGCCUUUUUGUUAAGAUGGGUUUAUACUAAUUACUGUUUGAAUUCUU
Messenger RNA from Capsella rubella, 1896 nucleotides. Its product is annotated as synaptotagmin-2. The record is from RefSeq and is a predicted model, not a curated record. Gene Ontology annotation, molecular function: lipid binding. NCBI's taxonomy places the organism in Eukaryota, Viridiplantae, Streptophyta, Magnoliopsida, Brassicales, Brassicaceae. The transcript is spliced from 11 exons. Gene Ontology annotation, cellular component: endoplasmic reticulum.